Molecule: messenger RNA, 1794 nt
Organism: Lingula anatina
Lineage: Eukaryota; Metazoa; Brachiopoda; Lingulata; Lingulida; Lingulidae
Product: 26S proteasome regulatory subunit 4
Molecular function (GO): ATP hydrolysis activity; ATP binding
Source: RefSeq, a predicted model, not a curated record
UAACCAAAGGGAGGUUUACAGCAGUGACCUCUAUCGACAAAGAAUUGGGACAUGCGCACAUGUAUUUAGAGUGGAAGUUCCAUAAUGGGUCAGAACCAGUCUGGAGCUGGAGCAGGAAGAGAUGGAGAUAAGAAGGAUGACAAGGAUAAAAAGAGAAAAUAUGAGCCCCCAAUCCCUACAAGGGUGGGGAAGAAGAAGAAAAAGGUGAAAGGACCUGAUGCUGCUAUGAAGUUACCACAAGUUACACCCCACACAAGAUGUCGAUUAAAGUUGCUGAAACUAGAGCGUAUCAAGGACUAUUUGCUAAUGGAGGAAGAGUUUCUCAGAAAUCAAGAAAGACUCAAACCCCAAGAAGAAAAGCAAGAGGAGGAACGGUCCAAGGUGGACGACCUCCGCGGCACACCUAUGUCAGUGGGUAACCUGGAGGAGAUCAUAGACGAUAACCACGCUAUUGUGUCCACAUCUGUAGGCAGUGAACAUUACGUCAGCAUUCUCUCCUUUGUGGAUAAAGAUGCUCUGGAACCAGGCUGCUCUGUCCUGUUAAAUCACAAAGUUCAUGCAGUGAUAGGAGUUCUAUCAGAUGACACAGACCCUAUGGUAACUGUAAUGAAGUUAGAUAAAGCGCCGCAGGAGACAUACGCAGAUAUAGGGGGGCUGGACCAGCAAAUACAAGAAAUAAAGGAAUCAGUAGAGUUACCACUAACUCAUCCAGAAUACUAUGAAGAAAUGGGAAUAAAGCCUCCAAAGGGGGUCAUUCUUUAUGGACAACCUGGGACAGGAAAAACACUUUUAGCUAAAGCUGUUGCUAACCAGACAUCAGCUACAUUUUUGCGGGUCGUUGGCUCAGAGCUUAUACAAAAAUAUUUGGGUGACGGCCCCAAGCUGGUCAGAGAACUAUUCAGAGUGGCGGAGGAGCAUGCGCCCUCUAUUGUCUUCAUUGAUGAAAUUGACGCUGUUGGCACAAAAAGAUACGAGUCUAACUCGGGUGGAGAGAGGGAGAUUCAGAGAACUAUGUUAGAGCUGUUGAAUCAGCUGGAUGGGUUUGACUCAAGGGGAGAUGUAAAGGUUGUGAUGGCCACCAACAGAAUCGAGACCCUGGACCCAGCCUUGAUCAGACCAGGUCGUAUUGACAGGAAGAUAGAAUUUCCGCUGCCAGAUGAGAAGACAAAGAGAAGAAUCUUUACCAUUCAUACCAGCAGGAUGACCCUAGCUGACGAGGUCAACUUGGAGGAACACAUCAUGGCCAAGGAUGACCUGUCUGGGGCAGAUAUCAAGGCUAUCUGUACAGAGGCAGGUCUUCUAGCUCUACGUGAGAGAAGAAUGAAGGUCACUAAUGAGGACUUUAAGAAAGCCAAAGAGAAUGUUCUCUACAGAAAGAAUGAGGGCACACCAGAAGGACUGUACUUGUAACCUUGACACUGUGUUUAUCAACUACAUAGUAACUCAGCAGACAUCAGCUUAUCCUGGCUGUGUGUCAUUUUGAAUAUGCUGUGAACAUAUUUCAGUGACAUAGGCAACUCAUUCCUCGGAUAUUGAGCAAGGCAUACAAUCUGAGCUGAUUCAGUUUGGAUAAAAAAAUUUUCCCCUUUUGGCAUCAACAUGGAUAGCAAUGGACACGUAAACUAAAGUGCAUCUUGGGAGUGCAUUUUUAGCAGAGGGUAGUUAUUCUGUUACUUGAAAAGGAUGUAUGUUGUCUUUGGACAUAAAAACAGCCAAUUGAAAAAGGGAAAAUUGAAAAUGAGGGGGGGUAUGACAUUGCUCUUAAAUAUUGAAUAAAGCAUUUGAAUUAAUUAA